UUCUCCUUCCUCGUCGGACCCGGAGGCUGUCGUUCAUUACAGUCACCACCGUCAAGCUCUCUCUCUCUCUCUCUCUCUCUGUGUCCCGCGAAAAACCCCACCGAAGCUCGGCCGAGGGUUUAAAGAGCUCAGCAGCUGAGCUCCCUCCGGUCAUACCUUUUUCUCUCUCUCUCUCUCUCGCUGUCAGCGAUGGAGGGCGUGAGGGUGCGGUUACAGUUCGAGGAUCGCCGCAUUCUGAGCAAGUCCCAGAGGAAGGAAGGCCUCAAGAGGAGCUGGAUUGGGCUGAAGCCUCAGCACGAGACAGUCUGCGACCUCGCCUCUCACAUCCUCCACGCCUUCGAGCUGCAGGACUCGUGCCCCCAUGGCCUCAUUCUCUCCAUGGAUGGCUUUGUUUUACCGCCGUUUGAGUCAACUUCUGUGCUAAAGGACAAAGACGUGAUUUGGGUCAGAAAGAAAGAACGAAGUUCAACGGGUACUCCGAGGUUGGGUAGCGGCAAGAAUUCUGUGAAGGCAUUACAAGUUGUGGAGAAGCAGCCCGUAAAUACAAACUUGCAGCUCCUAGCCAAUGAAGAGUUCAUAAAAGAGACUGGAGGUUAUAAAAGUGAGUCUGAAGAAGAUAAAGAUGAGCCAUCUGCGGAUAGAAACAAUGUAGAAAAUGCUGCUAAUGAAGAUGCGGGUUCCAAGAAAAGAAAGGCAUCAAAGAAACUCAAAAGCCCAAAGAGGAAGAAGAGUAGACUUGCCAAUGCUGAAGAAAGCCCGGCAGCUUGUGAAGGUGCUGGAAGGGAGGAACCUGUGGCAGAGAAGGAAACCACUCAAGAUAAUGAAAUCUUAGUCAGAGAGAGCAGGCUUGAGAAGGAUAAGUCUUCUGAUAGUAAGGACAGAAAAGAUAUAGCAAGCACCUCCAAAAAUGACGGAGAAGUUUCUGUUCCCUCUCAGAGUUCACCUGAGGGAAAAGGCAAAGGAAGCGUGGAUGCAUCCCCUGCACCUUCUGAAGCUAAGAAGUUGCCAAGUAGGAGUGCUCGUCGUAAGAAGUUGAAGAGAAAAUGGCUACGUGAAAUGCGAAAAAUUGGAAAAAAAGAGGAAGGUCAGAGGGGACAAUCUUCUGGUGAUGAUGAUUGGAGGAAAAAAUAUCUUGGUAAUAAUGACCAGACAGUGGAUUCCCGUGAUGAUCAGAGAAAAUCAGAAGAGCAUCAGCAACAGCAUCAAAGCCAUAUAACUAAUGCUGCUGCUGGAAACCAACAGCCUCAUCAUGAUAACAGUUCUGGUAAUGGGAUUGUUCCAGUUGAAAUCAGGCCUGGGCAUAUCCGCUUUGAGCCUUUUGAUGAAGAUGCUGAUAGGCCGGUCCAGAAAAGUCCAGUCCCAGUGAUGACUUUCCAAUGGAAUGGAGUAACUGACAAGAAGAAGGGGCAGAAGUGGGGUAAAGAGAAAGGUGCCAGCAAAUGGUCUGAUAAUGGCUAUCAAAAAACUAACUGGACAGAUAACGGCUAUCGAAAAACUAAGUGGGCUGACAAUAGUAAUCAGAAAAAUACAUGGGCUGGUAAGGGUGAUAAAAAAAGUGCAUGGACUGAUAAUAAUUACCAAAAUGCUGCAUGGAAUGGUAGUCAAGAUGUCAAUCAAGAACCUCCUCAAGAGGCAUCCUUGGAAAUACAGGCUCAUCCCAGUGAUUCAACAGACUUCACUAAGCUUUCACCAUAUGGACCUGUGCCUCAGGAAGGCGACAUUGUGGCAUAUCGUGUGAUUGAGCUUUCAUCAUCCUGGACCCCUGAGGUUUCUCCCUUUAGGGUUGGAAAAAUAUCUUCCUGUAAUCAGGGAUCCAAAAAGAUCAGGCUGCUACCUGUCCCAGAGCAUCCAUUUGACUUGGAGAAGACAGACAAAGCCCUUUAUGGAGAAGAUGGCUCCUUGGAGGUGGAUUUUUCGUCACUUAUCGAUGUUCGUGCAUUAAAGCCCAACAAGUCGGAGUCAGCAGUAGCAGUUGGUGGUCAAAUUAAUGAGACCAAUGUAGGGAAUUCAAAUGCCGUGAGCAUCGCACAGGAAAACAAGAAAAAUGGAAUAGACCAAGCUCCAGCACAAGAAAAUGGAGGAGGGAACGUGUGGGAAGAGAUCAGUCAAGCCCUGAGUGCGAAGAAGGAACAGUUGUCCCACGAGGAUAGAUGGAGACAAAAGGGGACUACAACCAAAGGUCCGCCUCCUUCCUCUUACCGGGGCUUGAGGGGAAGCGCUCUGGGCCCGAUAAUGGCCCUCCUAAGAGCGCAGAAUGCGAUGCAGUGAACCCCAGAAUGCAGUCGUUAGGGCCUUAUGUAGGCAGUCGUGAAAAUAUUUGCAACAGCUGAGCUUAUGCUAUCGGCGAUAUAAUGUACGUAUCGAGCAUUGAGGGCCGUUCAGAGGUCCAGGUUUUGGAGAAGGGUAAUUCAUCAGCCCUUCUGUUGCUCUCGAUAACUCAUUUAGUCUGAUCUGGGACUUUGAAUUGUUGUACAUAACUCGUAUUUGGAACAUGCUCUUUUUACUUUGAACCAAAUUGUGCAUGCUGAAGUGAUUCCUUGCAGGUAGACAGUUGGUGGGAACCAAUUCUGUUAUCGAACCAAUCACUAUCCCAAGUGGCCCCAUGUACAUAAACAUGUCGUGACAAAUAUCUGACAUGUCUUGAAUUUGCAAAGUCAAAAGCAUGUAGUCGGA
Molecule: messenger RNA, 2673 nt
Organism: Punica granatum (pomegranate)
Lineage: Eukaryota; Viridiplantae; Streptophyta; Magnoliopsida; Myrtales; Lythraceae
Source: RefSeq, a predicted model, not a curated record